This is a messenger RNA of Siniperca chuatsi (mandarin fish), 7243 nucleotides long. It is a transcript of the gene cntn3b, whose product is annotated as contactin 3b. The transcript has 23 exons. The record is from RefSeq and is a predicted model, not a curated record. Gene Ontology annotation, molecular function: protein binding. Bases 560 to 3640 code for a protein of 1026 amino acids. Lineage: Eukaryota; Metazoa; Chordata; Actinopteri; Centrarchiformes; Sinipercidae.
ACACUGGUGGCGCAUUACUGUGCUGCGAUGGGUGUUUUCACGCGUCACCAGUGGGCGCUUCUUCCUGCACACAAAGAGAGCAGAGCCCCGGGAUGCGCACAAUGUGAGUCUCCGCUCAGAGGCACCGCUGUCCUCUCUGCUUCGUGGCAGCGCUUUGUGGAGUGUAAUACGAGGAGGUCGAGGAUCAUCCCGGUGUAGCGCGUAUCAUCCUCAGCCAGCAAACUCACAUUGUGGAAUUAACCGAGGUAGAGGAUAUUGUUAGUCCCGACCUUAAAGAUCGAGAGACGCACUUAGACGGAGCAGAAUUAAGUGCAGAGCGCAAACACUGCUGGAGCAGAGAACAACCUCUUCUUUGGCUUCCGAGAGGACAAGAGUUGCUGUGAGACCUCACUAGAGCCAGAAAAAAACACAGCAAACGGAUACUGGAAUUACAAUCAAAGCAGUUUAAUGAAGAGGAACAUUUUGCAUCCUAGAUCAAAUUAAAAUUCUUGUAUUCAAGGGAGAGCAUUCCAUUCACAAGCAAUUGGAUGAGAGUCUUAUUAGCCCUCGGCAACUAAAGAUGAUGUUACCAUGGAAACAAAUUGUUCUGCUAUCAAUCACUGGAUGCCUUGCAGCCUGUACAGAGGAUGUCAUAUUUCAAGGGCCAAGAUGGAGGACGGAGCCAAGUGACCUCAUUUUACCGAUCAACUCCCCAGACCAGCAGGCUACCAUCACGUGCGAGGCAGAAGGGAGCCCUCCUCUGCAGUACAGAUGGUCACUAAACGGAACACUCAUUGAUCUGGGGAAUGACUACCGGCGUCACAUGUCUGGGGGCAGCCUGAUCAUUAGCAACCUGGACAAGGACCAAGACACUGGGGUAUACCAGUGCACAGCCUUCAACACGUGGGGGUCGAUCCUCAGCCGCAGAACUAGCCUGCAAUUUGCAUAUCUUGAUAACUUCAAAACUCAAACGGCGAGGAGUGCUGUCAACGUCCGUGAAGGUCAAGGAGUGGUUCUGCUAUGUGGUCCACCUGCACAUUCUGGAGAGCUGACAUUUGCGUGGAUCUUCAAUGAAUACCCGUACUUCGUCCAACAAGACAGUCGUCGAUUCAUCUCUCAAGAGACCGGUAGUCUGUACAUCGCAAAAGUGGAGCCCUCAGAUGUUGGCAACUACACCUGUGUGGUUAACAACACUGUCACCAGGGAGAAGGUGCUCAGCUCACCUACACCACUGGUCCUCAGAAGUGACGGAGUAAUGGGUGAAUAUGAACCCAAAAUAGAAGUUCAUUUCCCUGAUUCAGUUCCAGCUGCGAAGGAAUCGGUGGUGAAACUGGAAUGCUUCGCUCUGGGAAACCCUGUCCCAGAAAUAAGCUGGAGGAGAACCAGCGGCAUCCCUUUCCCUAGCAAAGUCAAAAUGAAGAAUUCAAACGCCGUCCUUGAAAUCUCCAAUUUCCAGCAGGAAGACGCGGGGAUGUACGAAUGUAUGGCAGAGAAUCGGCGAGGCAAAAAUGCAGCACGGGGUCGUAUUUCAUUCCAUGCUAAACCUCAUUGGCUCCAGAUAAUGACGGACACAGCUCUGUCCAUCGAGGAAAACCUCUUCUGGGAGUGUAAGGCCAAUGGAAAGCCUAAACCAUCCUACAACUGGCUGAAGAAUGGGGAGCAAGUGAUGGCUGAGGGCCGGGUACAAAUCGAAAAUGGGGCCCUUUCUAUAGCUGAGUUAAACCUGUCAGAUUCCGGGAUGUACCAGUGUGUGGCUGAAAACAAACAUGGCAUUAUUUAUUCCAGUGCCCAACUAAUGGUGUUAGCUUCACCUCCCAGUUUCUCCAAAAGUCCAUUAAGGGCCUUGCUAAAAGCUCGCUCAGGCAGCGAAGUCACUCUUGAAUGCAAGCCUCAAGCCUCGCCCCCAGCAAUUAGCCUGUGGAAGAAAGGGAAUGAGAUCCUGCAGCGAACUGAAAGGAUUACUUUGCUUCCCAAUGGGACAUUAAAGAUUGCCAAUGUAACCAGAAGAGAUGCAGCCAGCUACACGUGUGUCGCUAAGAAUCAGUUUGGGACAGCAAGCACAACUGGGAGGCUUCUUAUCACUGAGCCCACCAGAAUCACCAUGAGGCCUACUAACAUGGAGAUUAUUGUUGGCGAGAGCAUCGUGUUACCCUGCCAGAUUGCCUGCGAUCCAGCUCUGGAUGUCUCUUUCUCGUGGGCAUUCAACGGCCAGCUCAUCGACUUCCAACGAGACAGCGAUCAUUUCGAAAGAGUGGGUGGGAGUAUAUCAGGGGAUCUGAUGAUUCGUAACAUCCAGCUGAACCAUGGAGGGAAAUAUGUCUGCGUUAUUGACACUGAUGUGGAGAGCCUGUCCACCUCUGCCAUCUUAGUUGUCAAAGGUCCGCCAGGUCCUCCGGACAAGGUAGCAGUGGAGGAGAUCACAGACAGCACGGCCCAGCUUUCCUGGACUCCUGGAAGGGAUAACGGCAGCCCCAUCACCGGCUACAUCCUUCAGGCCCGGACGCCUUUUACUGUGGGCUGGCAGGCUGUUGACACAGUGCCAGAGGUGGUCAGUGGCAAUAUGCUGACAGCCACAGUGGUGGGUCUGAACGCCUGGGUGGAGUACGAGUUCAGGGUGGUGGCCCGAAAUAUCGUAGGCCUGGGAGAGCCCAGCCCGGCCUCAGUCAAGACCAGGACAGAGGAUGCCAUUCCUGAUACAGCUCCCACUGAUGUCGGAGGUGGAGGCGGCACAAAGUCUGAAUUAGUGAUAACAUGGGAGCCUGUUCCUGAGGAACUGCAGAACGGAGAGGGCUUCGGCUACAUCAUCGCCUUCAGGCCUGUGGGCACAGUCACAUGGACGCGAGCGGUUAUCUCCACACCCGGUGUGGCACGUUACGUCUUCCGCAACGACACAAUUCCACCUUUUGCGCCUUUUGAUGUGAAAGUGGGGGCUUACAACAACCGAGGGGAGGGGCCCUUCAGCUCUAUUGCCACCGUGUACUCAGCAGAGGAAGUCCCCAGUGUGGCUCCUAAGAGGGUUAGGACUAGAGGUGUGUCUGCAGUGCAAAUUGAAGUGAUCUGGGAAGCUCUCCCUGCCAUCCCUGAAAGAGUGCUUGGAUAUGAGGUCGUGUACUGGGAAGACGACACCAAGCCUGACACUGUUGGCAAAGUACGCAUAUCUGGAAACUACACACUGGUUAACAUCACGGGGCUGAAAGCGAACACAGUGUACUACCUCUCUGUGGCUGCUUUCAAUACGGCUGGCCCCGGGCCACAGUCAGCACCCAUCAACACCACCACAAAGAAACCACCUCCAGAUCGGGCUCCACUCAACAUACAAUGGACCAUGAUUGGCUCCACACUCACUCUGCACUGGGAUCCUGUAGUAGCUAUGGAGACAGAGUCAAAGGUCAUUGGAUAUUUGGUGCUGCUGAAGAGACAUCGCUACAAUGACAUCAACACUAUCUUGACCAACAAAACCACUGUGGAGAUCAGCUUCUCCACCAAUGACAACUAUCUCAUUCAGAUCAAGGCCAUGAGUGAGGGCGGUGAAGGUGUGGGCAGUGAACCCAUCCACAUCCAUAAAUUAAGCAUGGGAGCACGGGGUUCAGGAGCAAUCCGCCUCAGCCCAUUGUACCUCUCUGCAGUCCUCAUCAGUGCACUGCUCUGCUCCGUCUGGUGAUGUCUAAUCAGAACCUACGGAGCGCCCUCCCUCCCCCUCCAUCCCUUCAGUCAGCCUGUCCUAUGUAAACCCUCCACUGGACUGGCACAAGGCCCGGGCUUCAGUGACAGGGCUGGGAAGACUAGAAAGGACUGGACUGCGCCGAACUCUUAAAGGGACCACGCCACUUUCUUUUAAAGGACCAUCAGAUAGAGACGUGAUGAUUUGUGUGCAUGAUAUGUUUCGGCAUUUUUUCCAGUGUCAUAAGUGCCACCGUGCUCUAGGUUUCAUUUUAGAAGUUAUGAUGUCUACAUGACUUAUCUUCUUAGUAUCUUUGGAGAUACUACUGCCUUAAAACCCAUUUUACACAUACAAUCCAUACCAAAGUAGGUGACAGAGCUUGCUUUAUGGUUUCUUUCACCCUAUAUAAAACAUAUUUGCAAAAAAAGAAUUUCACAAGAAUUUAUCUUCAAGGUCAACUUCUCAGCAGGUGAUUAGCCCAUAUUUAUUGGUUGUAUCAAUAUUUUAUUGUCUCAAAAAGGAUCUUAGAACAUCAAUAGAUCUUAGAACAUCAACUAAUAUCCACACUUAUCACAUUUUUUGCAGCUUUUGCCAAAAGCAACAUCCAUUGCAGGCUUUUACCAGGCUUUUGUAAAUGAAAGAUGCACAGCAAAUUGAUCAACUGUGCCUCAAACCCACUUAUCUCUGCGUAAUUAAAUAAUAUUAGGUCUGUCUGAGAGCCACAGGCUCCUGAGCUUAAGGCCCUCCCCGCAAUACUGUGAUAGAUCCUGGCAUUUUGCUCUCUAUCUCAUGCUCCUCUAAAUAAUAAAUGCCUAUCACACUCUGCAUUCUCAGUCUAGCGAAAAAGCUGGGAUUGCAGAGAAUAGAGACGUGUGGUGUUACUAAGUCAAGCAGAUCCCUUGUGUACUGUUCCUUCUCUACAUUUAGACGACCCGUGUUCUAGAUACGUAUAUCAUAUCACAGAACAUGUACCAUCUACACCCCAGAUGACCAACUGGCCCAGUGCACAAUGGACUACAGGAUAACAGUGCCUUCACUAGAGCUCAUUCAUAUUUUUUUUCCUUUCUUUCCUUUUCAAUAGCUUAGGAGAAGGAUUCAUUUUGCAGAAGAGGCAUUGUUUGCUUUUCUUUCCGAAGAAAUUAGUUAGAAAGGACAGGAAACUCAGAAUGUAGAGGGAGCCCAUUAUUGGAAAUGGUAUGUUGAUUAAAUUUUCAUUGAGACUAGUACACCAGAGCACCUAAAACAAAAAGGGUUUGAGGCUUUUGGAAAACCGCAAUAGAUUGAGAUAUAUGGCGGAGAUUUUGGUCCCAGUAUUUAUGGUCUGUGGUAUAAUAAAUGUAUGACUCCAUCCGUGGCAUAAUUUAUGGGCUAUUAAGGCAUCAGAAUAAUUGAUUUCCAUACCACAGUGAAAGAGCCCUGACUGGAAAUGGAGCGAAAGGCAUGGCUGUCAUUUUACCCCCACCCUAUCACCGUCUGUUGGACACACACCAGACUGAAAGUAACAAAAGAACAUUGCUACUGUGCUGAGGGAGCUACUUUUCACGCCCUUUUAUCAUGUGGAUGAGUCUGUCAAAAGCCACCCAAGUAAGAGCCGGUGUGUGAUUACUCGGGUCCUGACAGUGUUCGUGUGGAUGUGGAAGGAUACAGUCAACUGAACUGCUACACAUUACUGUGCCUUUGCCGAACAUGGGGCUGUGUAGAUCAUUAGCUCGGAGGCGGUCGUCGUCUGUAUUUUUGCACUCUCUAUACACCCACCCCCCCAAAGUCGAAUGAAAGCACAAGGAAUUGAUGCAAGGUGACUGGAUGUCCUCACUUAGCCGUCUGAACAGGUGUGCAGACCCCAGAGGCCUCGUAAAAAGUCCAAACGGCCGACAUAAUCAGGCUGUCCUAUCUGCUCCUUGACUGGUUUUAUAAAGCUCUGUGCUCGUUGAUUAGACUGCUGCAGACCAGUCAAUGGGAUAUUGAUUUUCCUGCCCCAUUAUUACAGCUGUCACAAUCAGCCGCUUGAUUGACUGAUGCUGCUUUCUUAUUGCACUCGUUCUGUUGUGUUACAGUCAAUGUUUCAGAUGUCCUCCACUACUUUACUCCCUAUCAGACAACUUCAAAUGCAUUCUUUUUCUGUUGUGUUUUGUUUGCUUUUACUAGAAAUCUCACUGUAUUUUCUCAAUUUUUCACAUAUUUUACAAGUAUUUUGUGGUGUAGUGGUAGAUUGUGACUUUGAAUUGGAGCAGUGACCUGAAAUAAAUUGGCUGGUUGAUUCUUUUGAGUUACAUGUCGAACACAACCACUGUUGGGCUGUCGUGCUCCAUCAGUAGUACUACUGUAUUUUUCUUUCCAACAGCAUAAAAGCCCAGUCACACCAGCAUUUAAAAUGGUAAAAUUUCAUGGCAAAAUCAGUUCAUUUAAAUAAAAUUGCUGAGAUUAGUGGAUUCACUUGUGGGGCAAAUUAAAUCACUAAUAUUUUUUGCUUGGAUUUUGGUGAACUUUUUUGUGCAAACCGUCUUGACAUCGCUUAUGUUUGAGGGAACCAGAGAAUCUAAAAUGGAGGAAGGUAACGUAGCUUAUUUGCUGUGUUGCACCAUCCAUUUCAAUUUACCCUUCCUCUGUUGGGGUUUAACCUGCUCCACAAAAGAGGCAUGGUUUUUAGACAAGUUAUGAGACCGGUUUUGAUGGAUGAAACUGCGUGAACUUAAUGUCUUGUUAUUUACCAAGCUAAUAGGCUUGCUAACUGACAGUGAGCAAGCUAGCUAGGAGAGUUUUUAAAAAAUUAUGUACAAUCCUGUGAACAAAAAGACUGACUAGCACUAGCAUGUUCUCAGCUGUCUAGCGUGUUUAGGCGUUAGCUCGACAGCUACAGUAGUUCACAAACUAGCCCUGCGAGUAUUUACUAUGUCACCAAGCCUCUAGCAACGCCUAUUUCACAAAGAAGUGCGGAUGAAUAUGGCUGUGCCACUUUCUGGUGUGACCGGGCCUCAAAGCAGCUUGUGUGUGCAAAUACGUGAUCUAAGUGGUGUUAAAAUUUCUGUUAAUAUCCAAAUAAGGUAAUCUCAUAGGUUAUUAAUUUACAGUGCUUAAAUGUGUGGCAGUUUCUCUGAGCUUUAUUAUUUACAUUGUUGUAAUUCAGGCUAAUGUUUCUUACCUCUGCAGUGCUCAUGCUCACAUACAGUAAGAAUAGAAAACUAUUGUUUCUGGCCUUGUGCUUUAAUAAAUAUUACAAUUUACCAUCUAAAGGAAUUUAAGGGAGUGAUCAGAGCCACACGGAACAACAUAUCUAUUUAUAUCUACAAGGUCUGUUUGGUUAGAUUGGUUUCUGUGGUUGUUGCUAGAAAGGAGUGUACCUGGUGCAGUGUAAAUAGCUUGCAUAUAUUUUUUAAACAUGGCCAUCAAAGACAACCUUAUUGCUUUUAUAUAGUGUGUUCUCCGACCUUAAUACUGGUGUAUUAAUCAAUGAUCUCCAUGAGAUACUGACAUGUAGAAUGGUAUUUUCAUAUUGAAAAGUAACUGUUUUGUCUUGUAUACUAAAAUUGUGCAUGUUAAUCAUUGUUUGUGAAUUUGUGUUGGAUUUUUUUCUAAAACUAGAACUUAAUAAAAAUGUUUAUUCCA